Molecule: messenger RNA, 3327 nt
Organism: Toxotes jaculatrix (banded archerfish)
Lineage: Eukaryota; Metazoa; Chordata; Actinopteri; Toxotidae
Gene: gpr78b
Product: G protein-coupled receptor 78b
Exons: 3
Coding region: 720-1742 (340 amino acids)
Biological process (GO): adenylate cyclase-activating G protein-coupled receptor signaling pathway
Cellular component (GO): membrane
Molecular function (GO): G protein-coupled receptor activity
Source: RefSeq, a predicted model, not a curated record
GGAUUUCCCUGCGCCCUUUGCCUCCAGAUCCACAUUGAUCUGAGCAAAGCGUGAUCAAUGCGGCGACACGAGAAACUCGCGCGUGAAUAACUUAUGCGGGAUGAUUGAUUUGUCUUUGCGCACAAGUUUGCGCAAAGAAAAAAAUCAAGCAACACAUAUAAACAGACGGAAAAUCUGUUAGAAAUACUCCAGUAUGUAGGAAAUAACGCGGGACUUUGGAUGUUUUAUUUUUGACGUCUCUGGGUGUGAUUGCCGUUUCUUCACGUGAUAGCCUAUGUAAAAAGAAAAAAAAAAGAUCAUUCAUUUCAAUAGGCAUGCUGCUUUCUCCCCUGGUCCUCCUCAGUCCCCUACCAGAUCCGUAUCUGCCUGGUGAGUGGGCCGCCUGCACGCGGUUUAAAUGGCCGCAGCUGCUGAAGGACAUGCCACACACACCCUGCUUCACUUUGCGAAGCUCCACUCCUUCACUUGACGGGUGUUAAUGGGAAAUAAUCGCCAAGUUUGAGGAGGAGAGAUGGUGGCGGCGGCUUUUCGGUUCAGCACGCUGGACAGCUCUCGUGGAAGUUGGAGAGGACGGCGGCGCGCGGACACACGAGGAUUUAAUUGAAAUUAAUUUGGGGAGCUGCCGGAGAGAUGAGCGACGGGUAACCAUGGUUGAUUUGAAGUGUUCACCAUCGACAACAGGCGCAGGUAAACCGAGAGCGGACUUUCUGGAGUGAGACAUGGACUUUGCUGAAAUUAUUUUCGCUUUGUUCAUCGUCGUGGUCGCGGUCGUCUCGCUGUUGUCAAACUUGUUGGUGCUGCUAUGUUUCGUCCACAGCACCGAGAUACGCCGACAGGUGCCCGGUGUUUUCACCAUGAACUUGUCCUUCUGCAACAUACUCAUCACCGUACUGAACAUGCCGGCCACUUUGGUGGGGAUUAUCAGGAACCAGAAGCCUUUUGGGGAUUGCAUUUGCCACACGGUGAGCUUUCUGGAGACUUUUCUGACUGCAAACACCAUGUUGAGCAUGGCAGCUCUCAGCAUAGACCGGUGGAUAGCGGUGGUCUUCCCGCUCAGUUACUCCACUAAAAUGCGCUACAAGGACGCGCUGAUCAUGGUGUGCUACUCCUGGCUCCACUCUUUCACCUUCUCCCUGACGGCGCUGCUCUUCUCUUGGGUCAACUACAGCGACGUUUACGCGUCCUGCACCUUGCAGCCGAGCGAGGAAGGCAGCGACAGGAUUAAGUUUACAAUCUUCACUGUCGUUUUCCACGCCACUAGUUUCGUGCUCUCCCUGAUCAUCUUGUGUUUCACCUACCUGAAGGUGUUGAAAGUCGCCAGGUUUCACUGCAAGAGGAUCGACAUAAUCACCAUGCAGACUCUUUUUCUGCUGGUCGACAUUCACCCAAGCGUGAAACAGAGAUGUUUAGCGGAGCAAAAGAGGAGAAAGCAAAGAGCCACCAAGAAGAUCAGCAUCUUCAUCGGCUCCUUCAUCAUCUGCUUUGCUCCUUAUGUAAUUACAAGGUUGGCUGAGCUUCUACCUUUUGUGGACAUCAACCGCCACUGGGGAAUUAUCAGUAAGUGCCUGACAUACAGCAAGGCUGCGUCUGACCCCUUCGCCUACUCCCUCCUACGUCAGCAGUACAAGAAAGUCCUGGUUACAGUUGUCAACAGGCUGCUCCGCCGUGACCUGUACCCUUCGUCUGGCCAUAACAGCUCUUUAGACACAGAGAACGACUACUGUCUCCAGAGGAUCAGCUAAUGGCAAAUGCGUGGACAUGACAGAUACACACUACAGGCCAAAAAUAAAGGUUGCCUUUUGGAGGAAGAAGAUGGGCGGAGGAAAAGAAUGAGGAGAGAGACAGAGAGGACAGGAUAUUGUUAGGAAGGGAAAAGAGAGUAGAUAGAGGGGACAGAUUGUGGGUGGGGGGCGAAGAGAGAGAGAGUAAAAAUAAGGAAGAUAGUGGGUGGAGAAGAAUGAAAAGACAGUAAUGAGGGGGAGGAUGAACAGGCAAAGAAAUGAAGAAGCAGACGAAAUGGGCGAGGGGAAGACAGAUAGGGAGCGACAGGGAUGAUGUGGAGACUCUGGCCUCAGACAGUAUUGGUAAACAAGGGAUCUGUGAUUCAUCAGAGACGGCAAAACACACAAAAACCACACAGAUGCACACACACGGAUCAAACAAAUCAAUUUCAUUGAAUAAGUCAUGGGUUCAGAUUCAUCUCAAACUGAAGGACCACACAGCUGGAGACGUCUUCACUUUGAGCGACAUGUAAAAAGCGGCCUUUUGUACUGUACCAGCCACUUUGUAAUGAUCUCGGCAAAUCCACACGUAGUGACCUUUCCUCUGCCGCAAAACACAGGGACGGUGGCCGUCUGUCGAUAGGCAGCAGAGCGAAGAUGUGAAAGAAAGGAAAGACUUUGUUGUUCCUGCUUCCGGAUAAUGUCCCCUCAGUGAAUGGAUGUACUCUUAGGUGUGGAGACUCAACUGCUGCACAUUAUUGCCAUGUUCUGUAUUGACCGUGUUAGACUACUUUGCAGUGUCAUGUCAGUCACUGAAUAUUGAUGCACUUUGUCUAAAUCUCUCAGAGCUACUAUAGUUACAGGAGCCAAAGGCAAAUAACAUUUAUACCACAAUGUUAAAGGAUAAGGCCGGCGAUAUUCUUUUUUUGUUUUUGUUACUGUCGACACAGUGCCAUGAAAAGACACAUGCAAGUGUCAUGCUUCUUCAUCGGCUGGCUCACUGAUGUGUUUUUAACAGUUUCUGGACAAAUCACUGACAAAGACCACCACAUGUAAGUAAGCAAAUUAAAAAUUAAAUAUUUGUUAGUAGCAGGAUGAGCUCAUUGUUGGUUUUUUGGUCUUUUUGUGGGUUUUGCUGACAGUAACAAAAACACAGAAUAUCACCCAGACUUAUCCCUUAAAGUGUGCGUUUGUAACUGAAUGUACUAGAGAUAGCCCACUUUUAACUGAAAUGCAUUUGUACAACUGUGCUUUGUUUUGCCAGUUGACUGGAGAAAAUGUUUCUAUGGAUAUUUACAUGAUGUUAUUAUAUAUUUUGCACUGUACAGAAACAACUUUUUGUCUAGAUAAAAGGGGAGCAAUGUGAUGUAGCAUAGGAAUGCUUUCAAAGUGCUUUAAAACACACUGUUCUGUGUUUGUGCCAGAUUUGAAAAUGUGACUUUUUCAGCUGUUCUAUACUUUAACCAGAAUAGCUGCUUUGUUAUUAAAAGAUUCUCAGUUUCUCUGGAUGUAUUUUACACACAUGUAUUUUUCCCUCCUGUGAGCCACUUGCUGUUCUGUUUAGUUAUUAGUGGAAUUAUGUGCAAUAAAAGCUGUCAAUUAUGAA